CAUUUAGAACUGAACAUCACACUUGGAUCCAGACCUAACUACAUAGCUUAGGACGCUAACGCAAUCGUCGAGCAGCCUGGACUAGCUUGCUCAGAUACUUAAGGCUUUCACUCCGUCGUGCCCGUGGUAGAACGAUGCCAGCAUCCCCAACCUCUCGAAAGACUGGACGCGUCUCAACAGCUAUCCAUUCCUUGCAAUCCGAAAUGAAAACCGGAGAGACAGAAUGCUCACACUCCGGGCUAAUUCGUGGCCUUAACGGCGGCAAAGUUCGAAAUCGUGUUGUCGCGAUCGAAACUGGGACAACUGUCGACUUGCAGGCGUCGGAUUACGGAGUGCGAACAUUGAGCGUUAGAGAGACGAUUCAAGCCUUUGAAAAGGGGGGUCCCUCGAAUCCUGCCUCUACAGCGGAUGCCGUCCGCCGAGCGGCUGUUGAACCUUUCAAGUGGACAGCUCCGAAAACGCCGCCGGGAAUACAUGAGUACUUUGGUAGGUCGGUACGACGCCGAGAGGAGGCAUCGGAAUCAUCCGCCGAGUCGGAGGGUUGCCUUGACUUCCGCUCAAGAAGGGCGAUAUUUGAGGGCCGGAUCGACAAUGGGUCUCCCGCUGAUGGCGUGAAGCUCCCUGUCGCAUCGCCGGAGCGCACUUUGGGUGCUCAACCAGCGCAGAUUGAGACGAAUGGUGCCCCUGAUGCCUUUAUCGAGGAGUCUGUGAGCUAUCCAGAGGCUACUGAACCCGAGGAGGCUGUCAGCUAUCCAGAAUCUACCGAACACAUACCAUCCCCCGCUCCAAAACCCACGUCCGCCGACGGGGAUGUGCCACCACCUCGCAGAAGCCCUCGCCAACACUUCUUAUCGAAAGCCACCGAUCUUGCCUCACCGCCGCCAUCGAAGCCCAAAUCGCCUCCGAAACGAAAAGGAGCAUCAUCCACGCGGUCUCCGACCAAAUCUGACAUCCGGAAAGUAUCGAACGCUGAGAAGAGGAAAGCCGAUGGAAGUCAAGUGUCGUCAACGUCCCCCUCCGAAACUCGGAAGAAGGUGAAGAGCCAGGCUUCUUCUUCGGCCUCGUCUCCAAUUUCGGCUGCGGAAGCAUCGCCCAAGCUUACCAAGAGCGCGCCAACCAUCGCGCACGCACCCACACAAUCCACUCCGGCGCGCAGAACAGAUAGUGUUCUCGAGACUUCACAUGAAACUCCUACCAUGUCUGAAUCAGUGGCAACGCAGAACAUCGCUGAACAGCCACUGGUCCCUGCCGGAGUGGUGAGCAAACGGAAACGAGAGUGGGAAGAGCUGGCGACCAUCAAUGCUGGGAAGAUUACCGGUCCAUCCACCACCCGUAAACCGACGGCCGCCAUAGCUACUGCAGCGGAAGAGGCGAUUGUCGCACGCGAACAUGUGCACACCACUCCACGCGAAAACCACAAGCGUCGCAAAGUCGAAGUCUCAGCAAUUUCUAGCAAGAGCGUCACUGUGAAACGCACACAUAUUCAGAGGCAUAAGGAUAAGGUUGCGAAAGGUAUCAAAGCGACUGCGGUCAAUGUGUCUGUCACGGAGACGCAGACUAAACGCACUCCCCCGGCUGAAGUACCCAGCUCGCCCGCCGAGAAGGAGAUGUGGGAGGAGACGGAAGUAGCGGAAGAGGAAGGCUCGUGGAUGGGAGGUUGGGGUAACUCAGCGACCCGGUUCCUCGGCCUCCAGUGAGACACUCGCGAAUCAAGAGCCCUUUUGUAAUGCCCCCUUUUGAGUCAGUUGAUAGCAACCCUUGUAUAUACAGUAUAUACGUAGGAUAGUAACUCGUUCUACCAUAAACUACGUACUAUAAUCGCUUCUACUUUCAAUUCCUUCGACGAGCAAACAGCCC
Messenger RNA from Fimicolochytrium jonesii, 1857 nucleotides. RefSeq lists its product as uncharacterized. The transcript has 2 exons. The coding region runs from base 135 to 1697 and encodes 520 amino acids. The record is from RefSeq and is a predicted model, not a curated record. Lineage: Eukaryota; Fungi; Chytridiomycota; Chytridiomycetes; Spizellomycetales; Powellomycetaceae.